GCAAAAACCGUACGGUUACCACGAGGUGUAGCGUGUGGUUCCAAAAACUGAGAAAGUUACCGUAUGUUAUAACCACACGGUUUUGUAAAACAUGCUACGACCGUUCAAGGUUGCCGACGAGGUACACCAUGCUGGCGGCUCACUGAUGUUCCAGUCCUCCGGCCACGGCAAGCAGAAGCUGGAACUGAGCGGCGACGUGGUGGACGGCCUCGACGAGGCGAUCUGCCCGGUGGCGACGUCGAGCAGAACGGCAGGAUCAUCAACCACGAGAUCAACGAGCUAGAUCACCAUCGUCCUCCCGCUCAGGCUCGGCCCUCGCGUGAGGAAUUUGCAUCGAAAUCAAGUUACAAUGCCUAAUUGUCCACCAUUAAUCUGCGGUUCUCCGAACCCAAAUAAUCAGUGGAUUUUUGGAAUAAAGGAAGGAAAACGUUGCUUCGCCUACAAGCUCAGGGGAUUCGCAAUGUUUUGCUUUUUCUCAUGGCAGAAUGAUGGACAGUGGACAACCCACCUGCUGUAGUACGCAUUUCCAUCUCCUGCACUGCAAGGCGCGACAGCAUCCGCUGCUGCAGCUGCCUAGCUCGUCGCGUCGGCAAUGGGCUGCAACUGCCUCGUCGGCAAGGGCGGCAACACGAGGCCAGCCGCCACGACGAGCGCGCGGCCGUCGUCGUCGCGGUGCGCGCACUGCGGCGCGGGCCUCGCCGUGCCGCGGCCGGGGCCGGGGGGCGCUGCCGCCGUCACCACCGUCCGGUGCGCGCUCUGCCACCGCAUGACGUGCGUCGACCGGCGCGGCGGCCGCGACCUGGGCGGCGGCGGCGGUGGCGGCGCGCUCGAGGCCUCGUCGUCGUCGUGGGCGCCGGCGGAGGCGUCGUUCCUCAGGCGAGACGCGCCGUCCGGCUACCCGUUCGUCCCCGGGAGGAAGCGCGCGCUCCUCGUCGGCGUCAGCUACAAGGGCUCCAGCUACGAGCUCGAGGGGACCGUCAACGACGUCGACUGCAUGAGGCGCCUCCUCGGCGAGAGCUUCGGUUUCCCCGCCGAUUCCAUCCUCGUGCUCACCGAGGAGCUGGGCGAGGGCGACCCGUCGAGGUCGCCGACGAGGGCGAACCUGCUGGCGGCGAUGCGGUGGCUGGUGGAAGGGUGCGACGCCGGCGACUCGCUGGUGUUCCACUUCUCCGGCCACGGCGUGCAGAAGCUGGACGUGAACGGCGACGAGGUGGACGGCUACAACGAGGCGCUCUGCCCCGUGGACUUCGAGCGGAGCGGCAAGAUCCUCGACGACGAGAUCAACGAGACCAUCGUCCGGCCCCUCGUCGCCGGCGCGAAGCUCCACGCCAUCGUGGACACGUGCCACAGCGGCACCAUCCUGGACCUCCCCUUCCUCUGCCGCCUCUCCCGGACGGGCUACUGGCAGUGGGAGAACCACUGCCGCCGCCCGGAGCUCGCCAAGGGCACCAGCGGCGGCCUCGCCAUCUCCAUCAGCGGCUGCAGCGACGAUCAGAAAUCCGCAGACAGCAGCGGAUUCUCGUCGGAGCAGGCGGCGGCGGCGGCGGCGAUCGGGGCGAUGACGUACAGCUUCAUCAGGGCGGUGGAGUCGGAGCCCGGGACGACGUACGGGCGGCUGCUGGCGGCGAUGCGGGCGACGAUCCGGGAGGGGCAGCAGGGGAGCAGCGUCCGGCGGCUCCUCCCCGGCCGCCUCGGCUCCUUCGUCCGCAAGAUGAUCCCGUCCGGCGGCGUGCAGGAGCCGCAGCUUUGCGCGUCGGAGGUGUUCGACAUCUACAGGAAACCGUUUCUCCUGUGACAAAGCGGUUUUCUCUUUUCCCGCCACGGAUUCGGUUUUACCGCGCGCUGAACCUCUCUGCUUUCAUUCAUCUGCCUGCCUCUGAAAUUCUCUGAACAUUUCGACAAUGUCAUUAUCUUACGAAUAUGCAUUGCGUGUGAAUAUAAUGUGGCGCGGCGCCGGGUUGGAUUGGAUUAUUGGGUGUCCUGUUUGUAAUCCAAACUCUCUUUUUUUUU
This is a messenger RNA of Oryza sativa Japonica Group (Japanese rice), 2010 nucleotides long. RefSeq names its product metacaspase-1. Gene Ontology annotation, biological process: proteolysis. The record is from RefSeq and is a predicted model, not a curated record. Lineage: Eukaryota; Viridiplantae; Streptophyta; Magnoliopsida; Poales; Poaceae. Gene Ontology annotation, molecular function: cysteine-type endopeptidase activity.